Molecule: messenger RNA, 477 nt
Organism: Sclerotinia borealis F-4128
Lineage: Eukaryota; Fungi; Ascomycota; Leotiomycetes; Helotiales; Sclerotiniaceae
Source: the annotation of a GenBank genome assembly
AUGCUCCGCCGCGCCCCCACAUCCAUAACUCUCACGACGGAAGACAUAGCCAUCUACGAAGACUCACGACAAGCGGAACGCAAUGCAGAGGAAGAUACAAGGGUGAAAGCUGAUGCGGCGCGCCGUAAAAAAGCGAGGGAGAGAUCGGAAUUUGGGAGUAUUUGGGGGAAUAAUUAUAGGGAGGCGCAGUCGUUGGCUGCGCAGAUAAGAGUGGAUAAUGCGAGGGAGGCACAUAUAGGGGGUGGUAGUGGUAGUGGUAGUGGUAAUGGUGACGGUGAUGGUGAAGGGAAUACGGAGAAUGAAUUGAGUGAGGAUGAGGAUGUGCAGAUGGAGAGGGAGAGGGAGGAGCGGGCGAGAGAGAGGGAGAGGGAAGAGAGGGCGAGGGAAAGGGAUAGGUCUAGGGUGCAGGAGAGGGAGGCGAGGGUACAGAGGAGUAGGGAGGAUAGGCUGGGGCUAGGAGGUCGGCGGAUCGGGUAG